Messenger RNA from Eupeodes corollae, 399 nucleotides. RefSeq names its product ataxin-8-like. Lineage: Eukaryota; Metazoa; Arthropoda; Insecta; Diptera; Syrphidae. The record is from RefSeq and is a predicted model, not a curated record. Bases 28 to 399 code for a protein of 123 amino acids. The transcript is spliced from 2 exons.
CAAAUCCUCCAAGAAGAAAAUUCACUGAUGGCGGCCCUGCAAACUAAACAGGCAGCCAUCAGUAAGUUCGAAGACAGCUUGAGGAAACUAAAGGAGGAAAUGGAGCCACUCCUCAGCCAACUUAAGCUGAAGCAGGAAGCGCGCCGACAACAAGAAGCAGCGCAACGGCAACUGCAACAAAAACAACAGCAGCAGCAGCAACAACAACAGCAGCAGCAACAACAGCAGCAGCAGAAACAGCAGCAGCAGAAACAGCAGCAGCAGAAACAGCAGCAGCAGAAACAGCAGCAGCAGAAACAGCAGCAGCAGAAACAGCAGCAACACCAGAAACAACCACAGCCCAAGAAGGAGGUGGUGCCAUCUAUUAUGACCUACUGGGUUUACAUACAGGACAUUUAA